CAGCCCAGGUAACGCAGCGUCGAAGAAGUAGGCGACUGCGGAUAUUACGGCAAUCUCUUUUUAACUGACCAAAUAAACAAAAUUGUAUAUACUAGUGUACUAAUUUCGGGAUGUGUUACAUGUGUUCUUUUUGUCUUUGAGUCUAUGGGCAAAAAGUUGCAUUAAUACUUCGCCAUUUGUUUCGGAGGGAGCAGUCGUUGCCACGAAUAGUGUCUGAGGACUAGCCAGCUAAGUUGUUUGUUUUACCUCUAGCUAGCGAAAAGACGGGUUGAAAUAUGGCGUGAAGCGGAGGCUGACUUUUACUAAUUCAACAUUGGGUUAGAAGGGUCAACACAGGUAAUCAAGUCAGAUCAAUUGAGGGUCAGGGGUUCCGUUCGGCCGGAACCUCCAAGCGCGCGUCGUCAUGGCUUGGGCCCUGAAACUGCCGCUGGCGGAUGAGGUGAUCGAGUCAGGUCUGGUGCAGGACUUCGACGCGAGUCUCUCUGGCAUCGGUCAGGAACUGGGAGCCGGGGCUUACAGCAUGAGUGAUGUGCUGGCCCUUCCCAUCUUCAAACAGGAGGAAUCUAACCUUCCACCAGACACAGAGAAUAAGAUCCUGCCCUUCCAAUAUGUUUUAUGUGCCGCCACCUCGCCUGCUGUCAAACUCCACGACGAGACGCUCACCUACCUCAACCAAGGACAGUCUUACGAAAUUCGAAUGCUGGACAAUCGGAAAAUGGGGGAGCUCCCGGAAAUUACGGGGAAAAUGGUGAAGAGCAUCAUCCGGGUGGUCUUCCAUGACCGGCGUCUACAGUACACAGAGCACCAGCAGCUGGAGGGCUGGCGCUGGAACAGGCCUGGCGACCGCAUCCUUGACCUGGACAUCCCGAUGUCGGUGGGUAUCGUGGAUCCCCGAGCCAACCCCACACAGCUAAACACAGUCGAGUUUUUGUGGGACCCGUCGAAACGGACUUCGGUCUUCAUUCAGGUUCACUGCAUCAGCACAGAGUUCACCAUGCGCAAGCACGGGGGCGAGAAGGGCGUGCCGUUUCGCAUCCAGAUCGACACCUUCAAAGAGAACGAGAGCGGAGACUACACCGAGCACCUACACUCGGCCAGCUGUCAGGUCAAAGUCUUUAAGCCCAAGGGGGCAGACAGGAAGCAGAAGACAGACCGGGAGAAGAUGGAGAAGAGGGCUCCGCAGGAGAAAGAGAAGUACCAGCCCUCGUACGAGACCACCAUUCUCACAGAGUGCUCCCCGUGGCCAGAGGCUACCUAUGUAAACAACUCUCCAUCACCUGGAUUCAACAGCACCCACAACAGUUUCACAGUAGCUGAAGGAAAUGGAUCACCAAAUCACCAGCCAGAGCCACCAGCACAGAUUGCAGAGGAAAUCAAUGAGGAUGCCGUACAAACCUUUAGUGAUUCGUUGCCAUACCAUCUACUUAGAAGAGACAGUGAGAACCAGCAGAAUCUGUUGCCCACAGCAACGCCACAGGAGGCCCAGCAGUGGCUCCAUCGAAACCGCUUCUCGCCCUUCUGUCGUCUGUUCACAAACUUCUCAGGGGCAGACCUGCUGAAAUUGACCAGGGAAGACGUCAUUCAAAUCUGUGGCCCUGCCGACGGCAUUCGACUCUUCAAUGCACUGAAAGGACGGGUGGUACGUCCGAGGCUGACCGUGUAUGUAUGCCAGGAAUCCCAGCAGGCCCGGGAACAGCAACAGAAGCACGAGAACGGAGACGGCAGCAGCAGCACCUUCUUUGUGUACCAUGCCAUUUACCUGGAAGAACUGACUGCCAAUGAGCUCACUGAGAAGAUCGCCCAGCUCUUUAGCAUCUCUCCUAGGCAGAUCAAUCAGAUCUUUAAACAAGGACCCACUGGUAUCCAUGUGCUGGUCAGUGAUGAGAUGAUUCAGAACUUCCAGGAUGAGAUGUGUUUUGUUCUGGACACAAUGAAAGCCGAGACAAACGAUGGGUACCACAUCAUCCUGAAGUGAAAAAGCCGACAGUUGGAUUGGUGGCGGGGUGGUUUGGUUUGGUUUGGGUGGGGUGGGGGUGGGGACUCACACAACAGUCCUGCCCUCCCCCCCCCCCCCCCUCCCUCCCUCCCUGUCUCGUCUUAGACUUUUGUCUCAACCACACCCCCCACACACAAAAGCCCACCCCAGAACCCUCGCCCUCCAGUGCCCAAUGGAUUGGGUUGAAGACUCCAUCGUUUCACCCUGAACGCGUGUGAGGAGGUGCGGCCUCAGUGAAAGACACUGGUGUGGGGAAAGAAGAAGUGGCAUCUAACCCUCGCUCACCUUACUGUCUUAUUCAACCCCCCUCCCCGCCCCCCUCCCCCUCCACCAUCUAUGCCCUCUGCCAUCCACUCCUUUUCUUUUGUAUUCAGUAUCUUCCUGCUUUGUCGCUUAUGCUUCUUAAAGAAAGUAAGAUAUGAAAAAUGGAAGGGAAAAAAAAAGCUUUUUUUGUUUUGUUUUGUAUGUAUGUGUCCCGCAUUAGUUGAGUGUGUUGAGUGCCAAAAUGUGAGACUACAGAUGUUGUGCGAAAGCCCCCCCCCCCCCCCCCAUACACUGCUUGUCCUCUGAUCUGAAAGGUAAAACAAACAAAACCAAAAGCUUAACACAUAACCACAUAAGGCCCCUUUGUUCUGCCUUUUAAUAUCUUUUUUAUUCCUGGAUCCCGAUAUGCAAAUUUCACAUGCAUUAUAAUUACUCUGAUGUAGCCUGCUGGAUAUCUGACGUGCAGAGCUCGACGCUUAAUCUGCUGAGGAGACAUGGCUACAGGAAGUGAUGUCAGAGGAAGGCAUACCGCAUGACAUUUCAAGCUUCAGUGAUGUGUUCAAUGUCUUUGUGACUCAUCUGUCACAGUAGAGCUCACUGAUUUAAUGAUGAAAUUCCAUGCUGAUACAAGAGUUAAUGAAUUAGGAGUACUGCGUCCCUAUCAUGGUUGUCUGUUUAUUGUGUACUAUGCCUGGAUUUGAUUAAGUAGGAGUUGUGCCAUGAGCAGUCUAUUUUUGAAAAAGUUUUUUUUUUAAGUCCCUCUAAAAUAUUACCCUUUAAUAUCAAUUAACAUCUGUCCCUCUGUCAUUGUUUCGUAGUUAAAGCUCUGAUCAGCAAAACUUGUGAUAAGAAGGUGCCUUGCCUUUUUUUGUUUUUGUUUUUUUUGUUUAAAAGUCUCUUGACUGAAGGUUAAUGGACACUUUUGAUGGUCUUGACUGAAGGGAUAGCCUGCAUCUCUGCCUCAGUUUUGAAGGUCUUGACUGAAGGGAUAGCCUGCAUCUCUGCCUCAGCAGCGUCUUGCGUUGGCACAGCUUUGUUUAGCACUUGUCCUCUUGAGUCGUAAUGUAUUUCAACAUGCAGGAACGAAUGCACACAUAUGAGGAUUGGACACUCUUGAGUCCUCACCCCUGGACUAAAGACCUAGAAGUCUACAUUAAUAAGACUGCAUGUCAUUUGUAAACCCGAGGGAUGAUCUUAUAAAUGCGUCGUCUGAUGGUCACUCCUUAACUCGUUUUUGUUUUUGUUUUAGUUCUGUCGCUCUGUCACAGCAUUAUUCCUCUCUGUAGCUGACAGGUUUUUAAGAGGCGCCAAACUCUACAAAUAGGGAAUCCUUCUGAGAAAAACAACAACAACAACAUACAAACAACUAAAUGUUUCGAUAUGCGUAGGCCUGUGUAUAACCCCAGUUUCUUUCGUCUAUCUUUUUUUUAAAAACAGAAUUGUGUUUACUAUCAGUGUAAUACUUUUGUUUUAUCAUUGGAUAUUACCACUUCCAGACUCUAAUCCAUCUAGAGGGUUGUUGUUGGUGGCGGUGGUUGAUGCGCUGAAACUGCAUGAGGAAAGCUAGCGGUGGUUGUCAUUUCUGAUCAGUUGUGCUAGAUGCGUCAAAUGUGGAUGCUGGGACACACAUUGAUGUUGUCUAUCUUUGCCCCCUUUACCCAUGUCAUCACGAUGAUUAAACUACUUACCCAUCAA
Alosa sapidissima (American shad) is the source of this 3955-nucleotide messenger RNA. It is a transcript of the gene tfcp2, whose product is annotated as transcription factor CP2. Gene Ontology annotation, cellular component: nucleus. Bases 404 to 1975 code for a protein of 523 amino acids. The record is from RefSeq and is a predicted model, not a curated record. Gene Ontology annotation, biological process: regulation of transcription by RNA polymerase II. Gene Ontology annotation, molecular function: DNA-binding transcription activator activity, RNA polymerase II-specific; RNA polymerase II cis-regulatory region sequence-specific DNA binding. Lineage: Eukaryota; Metazoa; Chordata; Actinopteri; Clupeiformes; Clupeidae. The transcript has 18 exons.